Messenger RNA from Parasteatoda tepidariorum (common house spider), 3001 nucleotides. RefSeq names its product alpha-2Db adrenergic receptor-like. Gene Ontology annotation, biological process: G protein-coupled receptor signaling pathway. Gene Ontology annotation, cellular component: plasma membrane. The record is from RefSeq and is a predicted model, not a curated record. Gene Ontology annotation, molecular function: G protein-coupled receptor activity. Lineage: Eukaryota; Metazoa; Arthropoda; Arachnida; Araneae; Theridiidae.
UUUAUCUUUUGCAGGUCAAAGGCAUGUAUAAUGGAUCACCAGACAUUAUUAUCUUUAUGUCUGAACAUCAAGUUCGUAGCUUCGAAGAUAGCAAUAAAAUUUCAACAGUUGAAGACAAUGUCACCUAAUGUGAGACUUAAAACUGCAACAAGAAAUUAUUCUACUUCAAACCAUGCAAGUCAUGACACUUAUUUGACUUUCAGAAUCUUACGAAGGCAGCAUUUACUUGAUUAAGCAUGGAAGAUAAUUAUACGGCUAUUUAUUUCAACGCAAGUGGCAUUUACAACGCUUUUUCCAUUGACUAUAAUCUUUUUCGGCAAUCUUUAAAUGGAACCGAAGAACUAAAUUUAACUUACCAGAAUGACUCAUAUCCGUGGCCGAAUGGGGGGGAUGACUACGAUGGAGAAUGGAAUGGCUCUGAGUACCCUAGCGGGUAUUCCCAUCUCAGAAUCAUUUUGACGUCAUUUUUUGUGACAGUCAUCAUGAUUCUCAUAGUGGUGGGAAAUAUGCUGGUAUGCAUUGCCAUAGCCACUGAAAAAGCUCUUAAGACGGUCCAGAAUUGGUUCAUUGCCUCGUUAGCCGUAUCUGACUUCCUUGUCGGCCUGAUAGUAAUGCCUUUCUCGCUGGCCAAAGAAGUUAUGGGCUAUUGGAUCUUUGGGACAAUUUGGUGUGAAAUCCAUUCCGCUCUCGAUGUUUUCCUGUGCACGGCCUCUAUUAACAGUCUCUGCCUUAUAAGUUUGGACAGAUAUUGGUCAGUGACGCACGCAGUCGAGUAUCUCAGGAAACGAACUCCUCGCCGGUCGAUUGCCAUGAUUUGUGGUGUCUGGGUGCUAUCGGCCAUCAUAUCCUUGCCUCCGCUGGUCGGUUGGAAGAAGCCAGAAAAGCCUUCCAAUUACCCGGAGUGCUUGCUGAGCGAUGAUGUUGGUUACGUGUUAUACUCGGCGUUCGGUUCCUUUUAUGUUCCCGCUUUCGUCAUGGUAUUUGUUUACUGUAAAAUAUUUGUAGCAGCCAGAUCAAGAGCCAGGCGGCACUUAAAAAAGAAACAGAAAGCAGUGUCAUCCGUUGCGACAGAACUUACGAAUGAUCCCAUUAGGGAUAAAUCUACGACAACGACCACGUGCACGAGCUUCAGUAAUGCAAGUCCUCCAGAUCGUUCAAAAGACUUUGAAACAUUCUCUCCCAUUCCUGAACUGCCAAAAAUACCUGAAAGUAAUGGAACCCGAUCUGAAGUGGGUGUAUCUCCAGUAGUUGUAGUUGAAGCGCCAGAAAUAAUCAUCGAGAACUCUGCAGAUGGGUGUUCUGAUACGCAGGAAACGGAGAGUUUUCAAACACCUCAGAUCAGGUUUCCUGAUGCCGACGUACAGAGAGUAACUUUUAAGGAGGACAUUCGAUCAGAAACGAACAGCUUGUGCAAGUCUUCGUCGUCUAAUAUAGACAAGCAAGUUAGUGAAUCGACCGAAAAGUGCCACCUUUUUGUUAAAGAAACUCAAGGAAGGAGAACAUCUCUGCUCAAAGCUCCUAAAUUUUUGAAAUCUCCUUUUGGAUCAACCCUCUCUCUAGCCGAUCUGGGUAGAUCCGAGGAGGAUGUCAGUGAUAUGGGAGAUGGGUCUAAUACUUCAAAAAAGAAGAAAAAGAAAAAAAGAGGCAAAAUGCCUCCUGAAGAAAUUCCAAAAAGGCCACCUACUUCCGAAGCCGAAAGGCAAAAAAGAAGAAUAGCAAAGGCGAAAGAAAGAAGAGCAACUCUCAUACUAGGUCUCAUUAUGGCCUCAUUCAUAUUAGCAUGGUUACCAUUUUUUGUAUUGUAUGUGCUAGAAGCGCUUUGCAAAGCAUGUGACAUUGGUCCGACAGGGUUUGCUGUAGCCUUUUGGUUAGGUUACUGUAACUCAGCUCUUAACCCAAUUAUUUACACAAUUUUCAAUCGGGACUUUCGUAAAGCAUUUAGAAAAAUACUUUUUAAGUAAGAAUUUAGUCUCGUUUGUAUAUUACGUUUACAUAAAUCAUCCAAGUCCAUAAAUAUUGUGUUUCUCAGACUUUAAAAAGAGAUGCAAUAUGGCAUAAGGACAACAUUAAGCCUUAGAUUCUUUUUGUCUAUUUCUGGCUGUGCACUACUCACUAGUAUAUGUUUGAUCGCUAAAGAAGAAAACAAUUACUUUUUGUUUCACUAUUUAUCUCAUAAUCACCUUUCAUUAAAUAUUAUGUGUGCUAGGCACACUUCGAAAAUCUCGCUAUCAAAAACAAAUUUCUUCAUCUCAUUGUCAGUAAAAUAAUGAAAAUAAAUUAAAAUAAAUACUGUUAUGAAUUUUAAUACUUAAUAUCUUGUCUUCCAUUUCGCCAAAGACAAGAAAGUGCCUGGAGAUAUGAAUAAUUACUUUUGAAAAAUAUGGGAGAUUUUAAUUUGACACCAAAGUUUCUUAACGAAAUUAAUACUUAAUAACACAAAUUAAUUUAAAUAUUCUGUCAAACUUUACACGAUUGAGUUAAAAAAUUUCACGUAUAAUUGAAAGAGGGUAUAAAUUUACUGAUAUGCUUCAAUGAUUGAAAUUGGAACUUUCAGUAUUGCCCCAUAUAUUCUCUGACUACAAGGUUAUUACUGGAUGGUGAUUUAAAUGAAUGUAUUUUCUUAAAGAAUUGUGUCUUGCAAGUUUAGUAGCAGAAAUAAGUUGAUCAAACCACACACAAAAUCCAUUUGUCAGUAUUUUACUAUUGUGAGACAAAAUUUGAAAAGGCAACAUUUUGAAGUAAUACUGACAUUUUUCAAAGUGUAUUAAAGUAGUAAGUUUUGAUUGAUUUCAUAAAGUUCACGGAAGGUAUUUGAUAUACGUAUAAAUAACAAAGUAAAAUUAAUAUUUAAAUUAAUGCAUUUAAAGUAUUCAUAAUUGUCUCAAUAUAUACCGCAGACUAAAAAAUUUCUGAAAAAAAAUUUUAAGCGUUGUUUUUUAAAUUUAAUGUAAAAAAUAGGAUCAUUCUAUUUUCAACACAAGAUAUUUAUGCUUUAAAGAAA